UUUUCAGUAGAUUCAAAUAUGACCAAACCCAGUGAACACAGAGGGAAUCUCACUGUACUACUACAACAAUCUCUGCUGUGAACCUGGCCUGAGGCUGGAUUUAGGAAGGUUCAAGUUUCCAUCAGCCUCUCGUUACACUGUCAAGCCUUUUGGGGUAUGCAACAAUUUGAUGGAUGGAGUCAUUCUGCCUUUUUAUUGAAAUAAAUUGAAGAAAAAUUAUGCAGCCAGAGGGAUGAUUAAAAAAAUACAAAUGGAUAAUAACCGCAACCUGUUGUCUGUAUGCACUGUAUGAAUCUAAGAUUCUGCGCCCAUACAGCUUACAAAUUUUACACUAAGUAGACACAGAAAUGACAAACAGAAGUAGAGAGACAAUUCAAGAUGUAGGGACCAGAGAUUUGUGGUUUCCGUUCCUAGCUGAAUUUAGUAAAUGCAAAUAAAAAUCUUGUUUGCUUUUUUAUAUCUGUUCUCAGAGAUUUACAUUUCCAGCCACCUUGUGGCCCACUUCCUGGUGUCUCCUAUAUUUUUGUGCACACUCUUAUAUGCUCCUUAGACAGACAUUCUAAGGCCUUAUCGUGAGAUCUCUAUGGAAAGUGACAGAUCCAGGUUUAAACCAUUUCAAAAUAAGGAGAAGAGUGGAUUCAGGUGAGUUACUGCACAGAGGAAUGCUUUAGGUACUGGGCUACUAUGUAAAAGUUGCUGACUGCACCAUGACUACCACCACUACCAUUAUGUUAUUGAAUAAAAGUGUGAGGACUCACUGUUGGGUGUUUGGACAACCUCAGCUUUCCUAAUUAACUACACUCCUGGGCAGACCUGGACUUGGGGUCACUUAAUCUGUAGCUCUCAAAUGGCCUCAAGCAUCAUAUAGAUGGCCAUGCAUCAAGAUGAUACACAGCUUUUGAGCCUGUUUAAAAGAGCUCUGGAGAGAAGACAGAAUGCCUAUAAUAUUUCAGAUACCUCACUGAGUUAAAUGAGUGUAUGUGGAUUGUUUUCUUGCAUGAAAUGGAACAUUCCAGGUUCUAGUUCUGUGUUAUUUUGUAUCUUCCCUUACGUGCUCUGAAAAAUCAGUGAAUUACGACCUAGAACUUCAUUUUGACAUAGGUGAGAAAUAUCACAUAUAGAUUACUGUUGAUUAAGAGAAGACAUUGUGAGACUGCUCACUUUUACAUACACCAAUCACUGGCACAAUCAGGACUACCACCGAGCAAACUCAUUCUGAUCCAUGACUCACUGGAUACCACUCCACUGACAGUUUUAUGUCUACUUUAUAUAUAUAUACAAUUUUAUAUAGAGAGAAUUUAUUUCCUCUGUGAUUGUACAUUGUGCUUUUCCUUCAAAGAGGAAUUUUAUUCAAAGAUUACAACGUAUUCAGAAUCACAAAUGGUAUUUCUUUCAUGGUUAGAAAUGAAAUAUUUAUCAUCUCUUACUUUAUUUACAUUUUUUUCUUUUUCUGUAUUAGGUCUCAGAAGUUGUUGAAAAGUGUCCUGCAGUCUGAAAUGACAGAAAGCCUCAUAUAAAGGACACUCCUAUUUUACACCUAAGGAAUACUGCUUAAUAGGUACUCAUCUGAAGAAAUAUAUUGUAUGGUAUCGCUUUUGACAGACUACCAACCUUCUGAACACACAGAAAGUAUUUAAUUCUUGCCUAAUGAGAAGCACCUAAUGUCAUUGCACAUGGUACAAUGGAAACCCUAAGAGAAAGUUUUGGUAUCUGCGUUACCUGUAGGUAUCCUAUAGCAUCUGGUAUGGUGUUCGCCACUCUUCUAGUUUCUUGCUGCUCAUCUCCGAACAUAAGAGCGCGUCCACUUGUUUCUAAUUCACCUUUCCUUUCCAUCUGGAAUGCUCCUACAGAACUUUGUACUGAAAGGACUGGAGUGCAGCUGGACAUGGACUUUUUUUCUCUCGUUGGAAGCACCCUGAAGACAUCCACUGGGCAAAACAUCACUCUCUUCUACCCCGACAGGCUUGGCUAUUAUCCUUACAAAAAUGAAAUCACAGGAGAGGCGUUCAAUGGAGGUCUCCCCCAACUGUCGCUGCUGGAGAAUCAUUUGAAAAAAGCCAAAGAGGACAUUCAGUUCUAUAUUCCUUCAGAUGAACAUUUUGGAUUGGCUGUCAUUGACUGGGAAAACUGGAGACCUGUGUGGAUAAGGAACUGGGGAUCAAAAGACAUUUAUAGACAGGAAUCCAUUGAACUGGUUCAGCAGAGAGACCUCAGUCUAUCAGAAGCCGAAGCCAGGAAUAUAGCUAAAAUGGAAUUUGAAGCUGCAGCAAAAUCAAUUAUGUUGGAAUCUUUAAAACUGGGCAUAAAAUUGAAGCCAAAUCGUCUGUGGGGAUAUUACCUUUAUCCAGACUGUUAUAACUAUGAUUACAAACAAAACCCACAUAAUUAUACGGGAACCUGUUUAGAUAUUGAAAUAGAAAGAAAUAAUGAGCUUAAUUGGUUGUGGGAGGAAAGCACAGCACUUUAUCCAUCUGUCUAUCUAGAGACAGCCUUAAGAUCUUCCAGAAAUGCCCAACUCUUUGUUCGCAACAGAGUUCGAGAAGCCAUUAGAAUUUCGUAUGUCUCUAAUUCUACUCAUCCUCUUCCAGUUUUUGUAUAUACGCGUCCAGUAUUCACAGAUGUCUAUGAGGAAUAUCUCUCCCAGGAUGACCUGGUAAACACCAUUGGAGAAUCUGCUGCACUGGGUGCUUCUGGAAUUGUGAUCUGGGGUGAUAUGAAUUUAACACAAAAUAAGAACACCUGUAGGACUCUAGACAACUACCUGAGGAGGACUUUGACCCCGUACCUCAUCAAUGUCACGAUGGCAGCCAGAAUCUGUAGCCAAGUGUUAUGCCAAGACGCUGGUGCUUGUGCAAGGAAAAAAUGGAAUUCCAGUGACUAUCUUCACUUGAACCCCAAGAAUAUUGUCAUUCAAAUGACAAAGGAUGGAAAAUACACUCUGCAAGGGCAACCGGCAUUUCAGGAUCUGCAAAUGUUCAUAGAAAAAUUUGAUUGCCACUGUUAUGCAGGGCAAAGUUGUGAACCUAGAGCCGAUAUAAAUGACAUCCAUUACCUCCAUGCUUGCAUUUCAGAAGAUAUUUGCAUUCAUGUAUCCUCAAAUUCACUUUCUGAUACAGAAGCCUCUGAAGAAAAGAUCCUGUCUAACAGAACUGUAUUUCCAUUUACCUCUCAGAGUAAUGUGACAUUAUCUACACAUCUUGAAACAGAAGAUUUUCAAUCUACCUUUGGAAAUAAUAUACUCAAUAUAACAUCUGCAGAAUAUAACACUGUCACAGCUGUCACUGGAUAUUAUUUAGAAGCAAAUGGCACUCGUACUUUCAGUAGUUCUUCAUCCUAUAAGAUAAGGAUGUUUAAUCUGUUUUGUUUAAUUCUAAUUUUGAGAACCUUAAUAUAA
Messenger RNA from Calidris pugnax (ruff), 3394 nucleotides. Its product is annotated as hyaluronidase PH-20-like. Lineage: Eukaryota; Metazoa; Chordata; Aves; Charadriiformes; Scolopacidae. The record is from RefSeq and is a predicted model, not a curated record. The transcript is spliced from 3 exons. Gene Ontology annotation, biological process: fusion of sperm to egg plasma membrane involved in single fertilization; hyaluronan catabolic process; carbohydrate metabolic process. Bases 1682 to 3394 code for a protein of 570 amino acids. Gene Ontology annotation, cellular component: acrosomal vesicle. Gene Ontology annotation, molecular function: hyalurononglucosaminidase activity.